Molecule: messenger RNA, 5667 nt
Organism: Cladocopium goreaui
Lineage: Eukaryota; Dinophyceae; Suessiales; Symbiodiniaceae
Source: the annotation of a GenBank genome assembly
AUGUUCCACGCACACCUUCGUGCGCAGUAUGCGGAUCGAAUACUAUAUUGGGAGAAGAGAGCUAUGAGCCGAUUACAUGGUUCAGCCGUCUGCGUAAUAGCAGACGGCAUGGACCAAAUGAAGUAUUCGUUGCCAAGAUCUCCUUUGGUCAAGUCCAAGGAAUUUUCCACAUUUCAACGGGUGAAGCUCCACGUGGCCUGUGCGAUCUGCCACGGGCGCUUCGUUCUGUUUACUGUGGGGUUGCCCGACACCAAGAAGGACAGCUUGGCGGAGAGAAGGGAAAUCCCAGCAGAGCAGAUCAGCCACGUUGAGAAUUUUUUGCCCAAUCUUCGGUUUCCUUUGUAUCGCAUGUCUCGGUGCAUGAUCAAAACUGGACCGUUAUCCUUGCAUUCGAACGCAGCGCCCAUGCAUCCAGAUUCCUUCGAUAUUCCGCCCAACAUCAUGAGGAGUUGGUUUUCUACCGCCAAAGCGGUUCUGGACACAGUCCGCGGUGCAUGGAGGAUCUAUGAUCGUCAGGAGGCAACAGUGCCUUGGGCGGAACAGGGAGAUAGCGACAUCAGUCUCGACUUUGGACAACAGUUUGAAGAAAGCAAGUCUGGUCGUCUUUCCUUUCUGUUCGGUUGGUUUGGGGUGUCAGUUUUCCACGUGGUAGCGGAGCAGUUGCUCCUGGUCCGCUCCAUGGCGUCCCCGCAGAGGUUAGAGGAAGGUUUGGCAGGUCAGGCAGGGCACAUCUUGUUUGGAGGUUGUCAAGGGCAGCAGCAGCAAAGCGUAGUUACUCCACAAGCGGCACACACAGCAGCAGUGCACGCAUGCGGAAACCCGACUGUGCAGCAGCAAAAUGCUACGGAAGUGAGUCAGUUAAAGAACAUGGUUUUUGCCUUGCAGCAAGGGAUGAAUCAGCUUUUCAGUUUGUUUCGAAGUGCUGGACCGGUGGCAGCAGCGCCUGUGAGUGGUGCGAUGCUGGGACCUCAGUUUGGAGGACAGAAUCCAGUGAAUCAGCAGUAUCUGAACGGACAAGGGAGUCAACAGUUUCAGAAUGGACAGGGAAAUCAGCAGUUUCAAAGUGGGCAGUUGGGCCCUGGUUUGUUAAAUGCCCCGUUUGGGCAGCAGUGUCCGCAGCCGUUUGGCCGACAGUACGGUGAGGAGGCAGAACGUUCUCCAACAGCCCUGUUUGGGCGAAAUUUGGAGCAGGGACAUUCCAACAGUGGCUUGGAUGUCUUGAGCAAGACAGAGAAGUGGUUGCCAGGGCUUCCGAAGCCUGGUCAUGAAGGUUGGAAAGAUCGUGAAUCAGAGAUCGUAGGAUUUCACGAUUAUCUGGUGGAGCUACGGAGUUGGGCUUCAUUAGUAUCUCCAAAGUUUGCUGCAGAGAUCUCCGAAGCAACUGUGACCCCUCAGGAAAUAGUGCUCAGUUCGCUGUCGCGAGACCAACAGAGCAGGGCUGGACGUUUGCUGUCCAUAUUGCGAGCGGCAUUCAGUGGACAUGGUCGUGCUGAAAAUAUCAUCAGAGCCUUCUGUGAGGGUGUUUCGUUUGGUGCUGGAUUGAGCAGCGUUGGUUUCAAUGACAAUGGGUUUGAGUUGCUACGAGUCUUGACAAAAGAGUUUACUUUGCAGAGCCGAGCUGAGGCAUUGGCCUUACGGGCUGAACUGCUACAGAGACAAUUCAUGCCUGCUAAGGGCGAGACUUCACAAGGGACAAUCGUUGCUGACACAAUCAGGCGCUUGGAGACUUCAUUGGCAAAGUACAACAAGCUGGUGUCUACACUGCCGAACAUCGUUGAUCGUUCAGGUGUUGAAGUCAGCGAAGCUGACCGCUUGGUACUGCUACUUCGUUCUUUGCCAGCAGCAUGUGCUGAGUUUGUUCUUCUUCACAGUAAGUUGAUUCACAGUGUUGCCCAGGCUGAAGUGUAUGACAUGGCAGCGGGUGACGGUGAAGGCCAAGAACAAGGUGAGAACAUGGUGGAUUCCGUGACGGGUCGCUGUUCCAAGUGUGGGAGCAAGCGGCAUGUGGUGCAGCCAAUUCGACGCAGAAGGGCAGUGGCCAGUCUGCAAACCCUGGAAAAGGUCAACAAGGCUCAAAAGGAGCAGGUGGUUCGAAAGGAAAAGGUGGCUCAGGAGAGCACUGCUGAUCAGGAGGAUUGGUGGUAUCAGGACGGUGAUGGUUACUGGUGGACAGCCACCAGUGAAUGGUCAGAGAUUGCCGCAGUGAGUGGCGAACCAGAAAAAGAGAGCUCACCUGCCGAACAAGGGGGAUAUUGGUUGUUAGACUCUGGAGCCGCCGCUACAGUGGUGUCUCAUGAGACUUACGAGCGUUUUCGAGACCACAAGGUCUUGGUGUUUCAUGAGCGAUCAACAGGUUGCAUAGGACAUGAGUUUGUAGGAGCUGCUGAACGUUCCGUCCGUACUUGCAAGGAGGGAAUCUCAGUGAUUAGGGUUCUUGCCGAGAUCCCUGACAGUAUCAAGGAGAAGUAUCCUAUGGCUUCGAGGUUCGUUGAUGCGAUCUACAUUGCGCCUGUUUGGAACUCAGUUGGUUGCGAGGUCAUUGGAGAAUUAUCAUCCAAUGGAGAGAUCGGGUUUGUGCGAUUCCAUGCAAAGAGUAUCAAACAUACCAUUCCUCUCACUUGGUCAACGAAGUUCUAUCAAGACUUGCAUCAACUUGUUGUCAGAGAACAUGAGCAUGGGAGCGUAUCUGAACCACCACCGCAAGUGUUGCCAGCUGCGAACCCAUCUUUGAGAUGCCACAAGUCAGGGCCACCUGUGGACUGGGUCAGGGGAGAAGGUGGGUACACGGACAACUGCAUCGCUUGCAGGGGCCUCAAGGAGCAGGGGACAAGAAAAGGACUUGUGCACUCUCGUGCAUGUUGCAAAAGAUAUGAAACCUUUUUGAAGGACCAGGCUUCAGGUGUAGGAGGUGAUUCUGUUCCACCACCCGUUGAGCCAGCUGAACCUUUUCCGCCUGAUUUCUUCAACGAGCCAGCUCAACCACCUGUGAAAGAUGGUACCAAGCCAGAGCCUGGACCUUCAGUGUCUUUUGAUGAUGAUGCCAAAUCCUUGUCUUAUGAGCCAUCAAUUGCUGAAGAAGCAGUGGAACCUGACCCGGACUUGGAUGACCAAGUUCGUCAUGGUAAACGUUUGAGUUUAGAAGAUUAUGGAGAUGUUUCUGAGAGGCCUGUCAAACGGAGGAUGUAUGGAAAAACCUCAGAUCUGGAAGGAGCUUUCCCACCGCCUUCCAGGGGAACUCCUCGUGGUCCUGGCCUUAAGAGACCAUCUGAGAUGAACUUGAAGGAGCUUGAGGAUGAAUUGAAGAAAGAUGACAUAGAUGCCAUCCAUUCUGAGUCACAACAUUGGGUUUCUCCGUUCAUGAAUCUUGCCGCUGUUGUGUCAGAGCCACCCAGCAUGUCACACAUGUUGGAAACUGAACCAGUAGCCAGUGUCCGUUUUGACUCUCAAGGGUCAAUACCUGAGUCGGUUGUGGUCAACAUGGGUGGGAUGCCAAUCAAAAUUUGGUGUCCUAUCGACGCGGUAGAUGACACGACUGGAGAAAUUUUGGAUGGAAAGAAAUGUCAUUUGGGAAUGAAGAAAGAGAUUGAAGGUUUGGAAGAAUGCCAGGCAGGUGAUUGCUACACAGUUUCAGAAUUUGAAAGGUUGAAAGAGAGAACGGACCACCCAAUCAGGCUCAUCAGCACGCGUUGGGUGACCAACGCCAAGGGAGACGAAGUUCGCUCCCGCAUGGUAGUGAAAGAUGUGAAGAACAAGGACUCAGCUAGGUCUUUGGGGAUUUCAUCACCAACUUUGGGAGCUGAUGCGUUUCAAUUGUUUCUCACCAUUUGUUCAGCUUGGAACUUCAUUGUCUAUACUUUGGACAUUAGUCAUGCUUUUAUGUAUACGCCUCUCCGUUGCCGCAAUGUCGCAGUUAAGCUUCCCAUGUCGUGCUCCACGGAGUCGGGAGAACCAGUCAUUCUGCACUGCGCCAAUGCUCUCAACGGGCUUAGGUCAGCAAGUUUGGAAUGGCUAUUGUUUCUGCAACAGCAACUGAGCGGUAUUGGGCUUCAUACAGAUGGGGCCGAGCCUUGCUUCAUGGCUGAACGAUUGCCUUCCGGCCGCAUGGGCAUGGUGAUUGUCUAUGUGGAUGACUUGGCGGUGGCAUGUGAGCAUGAGGAUGAUUUCAAGCUCAUCAUGGGCUGUUUGCAGAGAAAGCUGAAGGUGAAACAUACAGGGACAAUUGAGCGUGAAGGUGGGCAGGUGACCUUUCUUGGACGUGAGAUCGUCCGGCUUCCAGGUGAGAGUGCACUUUACGUGCAUCUUCCAGAGAACUAUUUGGAGAAGACCUUUGAAUUGUGGAACCUGAAGCCGUCCUCCAGUGGGAAGAAGAUACCAUGCCCCAACGUUUUGGCCAUCCUUGACCAAGAAACACCCGGCUCACCUCCUUUGUCGGGUGAGGCAUAUGCAAGAUUCAGGUCAACGUUGGGCAAAGUGGCUUGGAUGAGCCAGACCCGUCAGGAUCUGAAACAUUUCAUUGCUUUGCUGGGUACGGUUCAAGCGGAACCGACGCAGGCCGCAGAAAAGGCCUUGCGGUCUUUACUCAGAUUCUUGGUGACUGAUGACAGUGUUUCCCUUCGCUUGCCAUCUGAACAUGGUCUUGGAAGCAAGGUUUUCAGAGAAGUGGUGGCCUAUACGGAUGCAUCACAUGCACCAUCGACCAGAAAUCGCCGAGGAGUCAGUGGAGGUGUAUUGACCUACUUGGAAGGAGUCGUCAAAACUUACUCUCGGCACCAGACCUCAAUCAGCUCGAGCAGUUGCGAGAGUGAAUUGCAGGCGAUACAAAUGGUGGUUCAAGAAGCUGUCGUUCUUUCCCGAUUGGUCACUAGGAUCAUGCGGGCGCUUGGCCUUUUGAAAGAUGGCGAGUUCGCUGUGGCCCGAAUUUAUUCGGACAGUGAGAGCGCUUUAAAGCUCUUACAGACAGUAGACCUUCCGCGUAGAUCCAGACACAUCGAUAUAAAGAUUGAAUGGCUUCGGGAGCUGGCUGGGAAUGGCUUCAUGCCAAAGCCCAAGUCUGUCGGCUUCGCCUUGUUGGAAGUAUGCUGCGAUGAAAAUUCUCAACUUCGAGCUGUCUGUCAAGCUUGGGGAAUUCCCUAUCGUGGGAUCACCUAUGGAGUGGAAAUGCGAUCUGUUUACGAAAGAACCCGUGACUGGGUUGCAACUUUGAAGGUGGGUCUGCAUGUGCAUCUUUCAACGUUGUGCAUCCAGUGGAUCGCCUUUGAGAAGGCAGAGCGUGAAGCUCGAGAGGCCCGUGAGGCUCGUGAGAUGAGGGAGGAAGGAUCGGAUGCCAGCAUCCAGCUCAUCAGUGAGCACUGGACGCCGGUUCAUAUCCGCAAGGAUAUUCCGCUCCCUGCGGGUAUCCGUUCGUGGGGCCAAUGGUGCAACACGAUGAUCAGACGAAGCGACAAGGAAAUCCGCAAGUACCUGCUGUGGGUCCACAAGACCUACUGUACAGGUACUGCGCAGGCCACAGAACUGGUCAACGGACGUCUGGUGUUGAUUCACCAGAUUCGAAACCAGGCGACUGAUCUGGCUCUUUUCCUUGAAGCCAUGGACUUCCAAGGGGAACUGGAGUCAGCUGACACCUCUGAGGGUGCCGGAUAUGUCCGCACCUUCAGGCAGGGUGCAUAG